AUGGCGCUCACAGAGGAGGAGGAAGAUCUUCUUCCAAGUGGCAGCCAAGAAAGCAUCUAUGUCGAGGUCCGGAACCACGUCCUGACCAGAUGGAGAGAGGACGUCUCCAGGUAUCUGUCAGUGGAGCAGGCGGAGGCUGGAGUGAAGCCAGACCUGCGCAAGUAUGCCAGAGUAGCCUGGACAUUCCUCAACACAGCAGGGUACAUCAACUUUGGGGUCGCACCGGACAUUGCAGCCAAGGCUCUGAAAACACCAGCCACUCGUGGGACUGUCAUCAUUAUUGGUGCAGGCUUGGCAGGUCUCUCGGCUGCGCGCCAGCUGCGCAUAUUCGGAUUCCAGGUGGUGGUGCUAGAGGGCCACGGCAGGCCAGGAGGCCGCGUGUACACAAAGCGACUUGAGGCUGACGGGCACGCAGCGGUGGCGGAUCUGGGCGGCAGCAUCAUAACUGGCAUUGAUGGCAACCCGCUUGCAGUGCUGGCAGCGCAGCGCAACAUCCCCAUGCAUGACAUCAACACUGCCGGGGUGCCGCUGUAUCUGGAGGACGGCCGGGAAGCCGACACGCGCAUUGACGGCCGGGCUGAGAAGGAGCACAAUACGCUGCUGGACGAGUGCGACAGGUUCAGGGAGGACAUGGGGGAGAUCACCGACAACAUCUCCCUUGCCACCGCCCUGGAAACCAUCUGGGCCUCCAGACGGGAGGACGCGCAGCUGGAGCGGCGGCUGCUGGACUGGCAUUUUGCCAACCUGGAAUUUGCCAACGCGGCGCCGCUCAGCCUGCUGUCCCUGCGCACCUGGGACCAGGAUGACCCCCACGAAAUGCAGGGGGCCCACACCUUCCUCCCAGGUGGGAACCUGAGGCUGGUGGCAGCACUUCAAGAGGGUCUGCCCAUAAUGUACAACAGCGUGGUGAUGGAGAUCCGGUACUCAAAGAACGGCGUGGUUUCUCCUGGGUUUGCAUUUUGCCUUGCAGGUGUUGCAGUGCUGGUGACGGUGCCACUGGGCGUGCUGAAAGCUGGCAGCAUAAAAUUUGACCCACCUCUGCCGCAGCGCAAGCUCGACUCUAUCCAACGCAUGGGUUUUGGCGUCUUGAAUAAGGUGGUCAUGCUGUUCCCGCAUGCCUUCUGGCGCAAGGCGGACAUGUUUGGGCGCAUUGCGCCGAGCCGGGAGUGCCGCGGCGAGUUCUUCCUGUUCUACUCCUAUGCGACCAUCUCCGGCGGGGCCGUGCUGGCGGCUCUGGUAGCCGGUGAUGCAGCUGUGGACUUUGAGAAGACAGCAUCGGAGGAGUCGGCGCGCCGGGUGCUGGCCACCCUCAGGGGCAUCUUCAACCCCAAGGGAAUCCACGUGCCCGCGCCCCUGCAGGUGGUGUGCACGCGGUGGGGCGCGGAUCCGAUGGCGUGCGGGAGCUACAGCAGCAUAGCGGUGGGCGCGCUGGGAGGCGAGGAGUACGACAUCCUGCAGCAGUCCGUGGCCGGCCGCCUCUUCUUCGCGGGGGAGGCCACCACCAAGAAGCACCCCGCCACCAUGCACGGAGCCUUCCUCUCCGGCCUGCGCGAGGUGUUCCACGAUCCGAGGCGUCCGCCGGAUGUGGAGUUUGGCUGCUUUGCUGCGUUGUACGGUCCAAGGGGAAGCGCCUAUGAGGAUCAGGCAGUCCUGCGGGUGGAUGUUGGAUUGGGCCGCACCGGCCGCGGCAAAGCCAUGCCCAUCGUCGUCCCCAUGAAACGCACCGACGUUGCCAGGUGUGUUGCCAUUGUCCCAUACCUGUGGCAUGUCCCAUUACUGUUCUGUUGA
Messenger RNA from Coccomyxa subellipsoidea C-169, 1788 nucleotides. RefSeq lists its product as hypothetical. Lineage: Eukaryota; Viridiplantae; Chlorophyta; Trebouxiophyceae; Coccomyxaceae. The transcript is spliced from 12 exons. Bases 1 to 1788 code for a protein of 595 amino acids. The record is from RefSeq and is a predicted model, not a curated record. Gene Ontology annotation, molecular function: protein binding; oxidoreductase activity.